UUCUUACCUGUGUCGCAGGUAGUUUUGUACGGACGGAGUUCGUAGUCGGCCACUAAUUACAGGUGGAGGCUUGCCUCUCUACCUCAUACUUUUCCGUCGAUCGCGCUAUAAGUAUACAGUGUGAACAAUUUUUAUUAAAAUACAAAUUUAUUACUAUCUGUUUGACGUGUGGUGCAACUUAUCUGAUCUUUAAGGAUAAUUUGUGAACUUUUGGAUAUUUUUAACACAGUGCAUCAAUAUCUUCAGGUAUAUUCGUCGGUUUCUCAUUUUCGUUUCUACAUUUGUUCAUUGGAAAAAGUUGAACAAUGCGUGCUAAAUCGGGUGUUAAGUGUUUAAAUUGUGCAAUCCGUCUAGUGAUUAUCGGGUCGGUAAAUUCUUAAAGACAUGCCAACUCUCGAGGAGUACAUAAUUGAAAUGGAAAAUCGUAGUGCCAUACAAAGCCAAAACGCCGAGGGCCAAGAUCUCUGGACUCAACUGCAACAAAAGGAAAACGAUUUAGUUUUAGCCGCUGAACUGGGAAAAGCUCUGCUAGAGGAAAAUGAAAAGUUGAAAAAACAACAGGAAACACUUUUAGACGAAUACAACAAAAAAAUAGAGACAAUAGAGCAAGACCGCCACCUGUUGAAACGCAAACUGGCGUCUGCGGAAUCGGAAUACGAAGCCCGAAUAAUCGAAUUACAAAACGAUGUUACAGAGUUAACGUCAAAACUUCAAACCAAAGAGAAUUUGCUGAAGCAAUGGGAAAGGGACAAAGGGUCACUUGUCUCAGAACUGAAUACACAAAACGCCCGCCUUACCACACAACUAAAAGAAGCUCACGAGGUCGAGAAUCAACUUCGAACAGAGAUCCAGUCGUUGAAAGAGCAAUGCGCGCUGGGAAAGUCGAAUUUACAAGAACACAUCAGUAGUGUAGACGGUCUAAGGGACGAAUUAGAGUUAGUUCUCGAGAAGAAAAAUGAACUGGAAAGAAGGUUGCAAAACGCUGCAGCCGACAGAGACAGUUUGGCAUCUGCUCUAGAGGAAGCUUCUGACAGGAUCUUGCUUCUCGAACGACAUGCUCGAGAACAAGACGUUAGAUAUCAACAGUCGCUAAAAGAGUACUCCCUACCCCAGGAGAAACUGAGUAUAGAAGAGAAACUCAGCGGAGAUCACCGUUCUUUACUGGCAGAAAUGGACAUUUCGGAACCAACACUUUCUCAAGAAUGCAUGACGGUUUAUAGACAGCUCCGAUCUCUUUGCCAGCAACUCAAACAAAACCACGAUGACGAUUCAGGUCUUCAUUCAGACUGUUCCACCACCUCAUUGGACGAAAAUCAACAAUUUUCAACCGGUCUACUGAGCGAAGUUGCCCAGGAACUUGUCAAUAUCGUUAUCGAUACCGAUGUCGUCAGGUUGUUAGAAAGGCUGGAAAAUGCAAGACGUGAGAUACAGGAAAGGGAUUUGGAACUGGCCCGAAGGGCAGAAACGAUCAUGGAGCUAACCACAAAGGCUUCAGUGUGUGAGGUUGAAUUGAGGACUGCGAUAGAGGAACGAGACAGGGCGCGAAGUGAUGCAUCAUCGAAUUCUAAUGUUGCUGUAGACGAUGUGGUGGCGAAAGCGCGGGAGGUUCGCGACCAAGCAGUCGCGAGAAGAACCAAGGCCGAAGUGGAGUUGGCCAAAACGAGGGUGGAGCUCAUGCAAGCCAACAGUCAGCUGUUGGAGGCCAUACAACAAAAAGUUGAACUUAGCCAGCAAUUAGAACAGUGGCAGAUGGAUAUGCAUGAACUUAUCGAGGAGCAGUUAAAAAAUAAGCUAACAUCGCAGGAAGCGAUGAAACAUUCGCCUGGAAAAGCGCCCAAUCCUGUUGCGCCACCGCGGAGGCGGAUAUUGGGCUUUUUCCAACGAUAGCAUUAUAUCAUCCCUGAAACGAACCCUUUAGUAAAUAAUGGUCUAACCUUUUACUUAAUCAGUAUUUUUUAAUGGAACGUCCUACGUUAGUGUUUGUUACGUUGUGAUCCAUUUUAAUUUUCUCAUGAAAAUUUUUUUAGAGAGCUUUUAUUAACUGUUAUAAAAUUAUUUGCCUUAUUUUACUACAUAAUAAUCCCUUAGGAAGUC
Messenger RNA from Agrilus planipennis (emerald ash borer), 2094 nucleotides. Its product is annotated as bicaudal D-related protein homolog. Lineage: Eukaryota; Metazoa; Arthropoda; Insecta; Coleoptera; Buprestidae. The coding region runs from base 385 to 1887 and encodes 500 amino acids. The transcript is spliced from 7 exons. The record is from RefSeq and is a predicted model, not a curated record.